Molecule: messenger RNA, 3045 nt
Organism: Protomyces lactucae-debilis
Lineage: Eukaryota; Fungi; Ascomycota; Taphrinomycetes; Taphrinales; Protomycetaceae
Product: armadillo-type protein
Exons: 1
Coding region: 1-3045 (1014 amino acids)
Biological process (GO): nuclear-transcribed mRNA catabolic process, nonsense-mediated decay
Cellular component (GO): cytoplasm; exon-exon junction complex
Molecular function (GO): RNA binding; protein binding
Source: RefSeq, a predicted model, not a curated record
AUGACGCUCGAAGUGAGCGCAUCUCUCGACAGCUCGCUCAAGAAAAAUACAGCUUUCAUCAAGCGUUCGCGCAUGGCCCUCAAUGCGGAAAAUGUCCCAAUCUUCGCAAAAGAUGUUGUGACGCUGUCGCUUGAAAAGUACAUGAGUGAGGUCGUUUCGGCGUUUGCGGAAGGACUCGCCAAGGUCAAGACGGCUGAUGUGUCUGCUGCGGUAGAGACGGUCGAGCUCCUUCAUCGACGCUUUUCUCGGCCAUUCACCAUUCAGCUUGCCUUUCAGCUUGUGCGUGGACUUGCGCCGCCACCUCAGAGCUAUCUCAACAGUCUAUCAGCAGAGCAGCGCGAGAAGGAAGAAUCGACGCGUGUGACUCGACAGCGUACACUACUGCGUGUCGUGACGGAGCUAUGGCUUGUUGGCGUAUUUAGAACGAUACAAGAUGCCCUGGAUGGUGCGAAUGCAGAGCCAAGGAAGCGCAAAAUGGACGAGCCGCUUCCCCUCUUUUGCCUUCGCGAGCUGCUUGCAAACGACAAGGACUUUGUCAAUUUGAGCAUUGUCGUUUCAUUUGUCAAGGCAUUUGGUCACCUCACCCAGAGCGAUGUGUCUGAGGAAAUCAUCCUUUCACACGACACGGCGAGCAUGUGCACCAUUCUGCUCAAGUAUUUUGAGCUGCUCAAGUCACACACACUGGCCAGACAUGAUCGAUUGAUUCGUGAAGCUGCACGCAUACAAGAACACGUCAUUGCACAGGGCCAGGCGUCUUCCCGACGAGAACAAGCAUUGCUCGAGCAACAACGGAUUCAAGAGAAGCAAGUCGCAGGUGCGCAAACGCUCGCUGAAGUUCUUCAUCAAGACUUCCCAACACUGCAAACAUUAGAGGAGCAAUUGGCGGAAGAGGCCAGCAUGAUUCGCGGAUUUGGCGUUGACCGGCGCGGCGACGAAGGCGACGAUUAUCUGGGUUUGUGGGAGGAUGACGAUCAGCGCCGCUUCUACCGUGAGCUGGUGGAUCUGAAAGAGGUUGUGCCCGGCGACUUGCUCAACGACGACAAGGAGCCGAGGAAAGACGUUGAGCCAGAAAAGGAGGACUUUGAUGACAUGGACCCUAUAGAAGAAGAAGAGGACGAGCCUCAACCUGCAACCAUUGGAGCAAAGCUCGACACGCUACUACUCAGGCUGCCAGAGCUCAACAAUCGAGAGCUCAUUGAUCAGGCGUGCAUUGAUUUCAGCUUUCUCAACACAAAAGCCUCCCGCAAUCGACUCGUCAAAAUGCUUCUGCAAGUCAGCAAGACGCGUACCGAUAUUCUCUCCUACUAUGCUCGACUUGUUGCAACGCUUUCAAAACACUUGCCUUCGAUCGCUCAAAAGAUGGUCGAGUCUCUGCAUCGCGAUUUGAGGCGGUACGUCAACGGUAAGGGACUGAAUAAAGACUACCCCUUGCGCGCCAUCAAUGCUCUUUUCCUGGCUGAACUCAUCAAAUUCGAUCUAGUCAGCGCACCAGUCACGUUUCACUGUUUGAAGCUCCUUGUCGAAAACUUUUCCAAAACAGAUAUUGAAGUGCUUGCGAGUAUGCUGGAGAAUUGUGGACGCUACCUCUUGCGCAGCGAUGCUACACACACAAGAAUGGCUGCUUUUCUCGAGGUGCUGCACCGCAAAAGCAAAAAUGCUUCGGGAGUGGAAAGGUCGCUCAUUGACAAUGCAUUUUACUACGUCAAUCCGCCAGAGCGUGAAGUCAUCCCCGUCAAGCAGCGCGAGCCCAUGGAGCGUUAUAUUCGACAAUUAGUUUACGUUGAUCUCUCCCGUCGUACCUACGAGAUGGUUACCAAGCAAAUUCGAAAGCUGCCAUGGCAAGGCGACGGUCCUGGAUGGCUGCAAAACAUCUUUGUCAAAGUUUGGAAAGUCAAGUAUUCGGCGAUCCCAUUGCUUGCCAUUGUCCUCGGUGGAUUGGCCAAGUACCAUCCUGGCUUUACAACGCACGUCAUUGAUGCAGUCCUCGAAGAGAUGCGUGUUGGCCUGGAGGAAAACAACUUUCGGCAUCAUCAAAAGCGCAUUGCACUUGCCAAGUAUCUUGGUGAGUUGUACAACCACCGGCUCGUUGACGGACAAGUUGUGAUGGAGCAGCUGCAAUUGCUGCUCACGCUCGGUCAUGGUCCCCGACCGUUGCCCGUCGAAUGUGCUAUAGACCCACGGAAUGACCACUUUCGCGUGCGGCUGGCGUGCAUUCUGCUAGAUACCUGCGCCUCCGCCUUUCAACGACCGCCACUCCUCGCCAAACGCAACCUGAGCCUGGCUUUACUGCAAAGCUACAUCUUUUGUAAGGCACCCUUGCCGCUUGAAAUUGAAUUUGGUGUGCUCGAUACGUUUGCUGCAGUCGACAAAAAUUGGCACAUGGCGGAGACGCUCGAAGAGGCGAAUGCCAAGCUGGACGAGGCUGCCAAGGCUGCAGCUAUGAUUGUUGAUGUGGAGGAUUCCAGUGAUGAAUCCGAGACGUCACCGCAGGCCCACUUUCAGUCGGAUGAUGAGGAAGAGAUUCAAAAUCUACAGCUCGAUGAGGAUGACGGCGAGCAAGUUGUCUUGCUACAGAAGCGCAAAGAACAAGACGACCUUGACAAGGAGGCCGAGGCAGACUUUGCACGAGAAUUUAGCAAGAUGAUGACAGAGUCGAUUGAUGCACGCAAACACGAGACGCGGCGGCCUCUCGAAGUCGCCAUGCCCAUGCGCCGCAUCCAGCCGAUGCAAGAGACGCCCACGUCGGGACAAGUGCAAUUCAGUUUUCUAUCGCGCAAGGGCAAGACGCGCGAUUUGCAACUGCCAGCAGACAACAAGCUCGUCUUGUCUGCACAAGCGUCGAGGAAAGCAGAACUGGCGGAGCAAGCAACCAUCAAGCAGCUCGUCAUUUCCUAUGAAGACAACUAUACAGAAGAUGACGAGGCAGCGGGUGUUUUGCAGACUCCCUUGCGGGCAGGGCAAAAGAGUGUGCGCGGCGCCAAGACUCAUGCUAGUAGGAGGACCUCCAAGUUGGGAGACCAUUUGCAUCAGCUAGAAUCUGUGUAG